This is a messenger RNA of Andrographis paniculata, 1850 nucleotides long. RefSeq lists its product as uncharacterized. Gene Ontology annotation, biological process: maintenance of mitotic sister chromatid cohesion; mitotic sister chromatid cohesion. Bases 643 to 1821 code for a protein of 392 amino acids. The record is from RefSeq and is a predicted model, not a curated record. Lineage: Eukaryota; Viridiplantae; Streptophyta; Magnoliopsida; Lamiales; Acanthaceae. The transcript is spliced from 4 exons. Gene Ontology annotation, cellular component: chromosome, centromeric region; nucleus; chromatin.
AAAUAAAAAAAUAAUAAAAAAGUUGAAUAGUAAAGACGAAAAAUUCAUAAAAGAAAACCACCUAUAUUCUGAACAAAGAGACUAAUAAAUUAUAUUUAUAAAAUUUAAUAUAAAUAUACAUACAUUAACACACAAACCCUACACCCACAACAUAAUCCACGCCGCCGCCCUUCCCACCCCCCCUACCCCAACUCCCUUCUUCCCCUACCUUUUCCUACUUCGUUUCUGUUUGUUUGAUUUUUAUUGGAAAGCGUAGUUUAAAUAAAAGGAAGGAAAGCGUGUUUAAUAUAGAAGGUUGAGAAAAGCGUGUUUUAAAUUAUGAGCAACGAUUCUGGCUCUUUUUCCCUCCAAAAAUCUGGGUAUUAAAAAGCGUGGCGAUUUCCCGCCAUAACAAGCCCUAGAGGAAGCAAAGACGAACGAUCAGUUUUACGCAGAGCCGUGGGGAUAAAAUUGCUGUCAAAGCUGUAGCAGUCGAGUGUUUAUAUCUGUACUAAGCCCUGAAAAAUUUACUUUCGUCGAUUUCUGAAUUACCUCGAUUCAUUCCUGGUGGUGGUUGGUGUUAAGAGGGCAUAGAUUAGACAAGGAAAAAAGGCUUCUUGCAAUUGUGUCAUCAAAUCUUAGUUUAAGAAAACAGGGUUGGGUAUGAAUACAAUGGCCCUACAAAAUAGAUCCUCUGUGGGCGCCGAAGCAGUUCUUGGACUUCAACCCAACUCAUCAGUCUCUAUUGCUUAUCACCCUCAGUUUGGACCUCACAACGACCUUAUGCUUCUUGAAGUCGACGAGAAGCUUCUGCAAGAAAUCCUUCAUCAAAGAGUAACCUUAAGAGGCCAGCCCGAUGAAGAUGCAGUUCUUUGUACACCAUCAAAGACCUAUGCUGUUAAAUUUGUGGGUUCAUCCAAUUCCGUAUUUCUCAUUCCUCCGUCGGAGUUAUAUUACAGCAAUGAUGAUGAUAGCUUGGCAGUUGCACCUGUCCUCAAAGUUGCAUCAGGUUGCAUGGAGUUAGUUGAGGCAGCACCUAAAUUAGAUAAACUUAAGUUUCUUCUCAAUCAAAAUCCUUACAGUUACGCCGAAGCCUCGGAGAUGGAAAUCCCGGAAGAGGGGGAGAAAACAAACAAGGGUCUAUACAGAUGGGAGGAUCUUCUUGACAGAUUACAGGCAAGUGAUGAGGAACUAAGAUCAGCUCUACAAUCCAUACCAUCAGUCGAAAUUAACGGUUACUGGCGCAUCGUAGAUGAGCAGUACAUGAAUGGUGUUCUAAACAUGCUCUUGCACAACAUCGUAUUGAAUGACUGGUCCAUGGAUGCACUUGAUGAAGAUGAAGUCGUGCGCGCGCUGGAAGCAGAUGGAUUUCCUAGGAGCAUUGCCGAGCAUUGCUUGCGAGUAUAUUCUAACAAAUUAGACUCCGGCGAUGGCGAAAGAAGCUGCACGUGGAAGCUGGACGAGAAGCGCGUGUGUGUGAAGUUAGCUCGAGAGAUUCUUCGAGAAAGGAAGAUAAAAAUCGAGAUGUUCAUGGAGAAAUGGAGGAAGAAAGCCCCUGAGGGAAUGAAUCCCAGUUUCGACAUGCUGGAAGGCGAAGUUUUAGUCGAAAAGAUCGGGAUGGAUAGCCAGGUGUAUUUGUUCCGAGUAUCAGAUCUCCCGUCGACCCCGGCCGAACGAUUUUCGAUACUUUUCAAGGAGAGGGCUAAGUGGGAGUGGAAGGAUUUAGAGCCAUAUGUCAGGGAUCUAAAAGUACCUGGGCUUUCAUCAGAAGGUUUGCUCCUGAAAUACAGUAGAAGAACUCAGCCAACAGCUGAGGCAGAACCUAUUUUCAGUUCAAGAUAAAAUCAUCAUUAUUUUUAAUUUCAUAUAUA